Molecule: messenger RNA, 2316 nt
Organism: Phyllotreta striolata
Lineage: Eukaryota; Metazoa; Arthropoda; Insecta; Coleoptera; Chrysomelidae
Source: the annotation of a GenBank genome assembly
AUGUCUAGACGACCAUUUAAAAGAUAUAAAUCAAAUAAUAGAGCUAAAAAAUACGCUGGAAAUAAUCCCAGUGACAUUCACAAAUCGGAUAAUCAUGGUUACCCUGGAUUUCACUUAUAUUUCCCCGAAGAAGGCAAUAUUGACAUAGAUGAACUAAAAACGCAUAUCGACGUUUUCAUAGAUUUCUUAGAACGAAACCAAUCACUUUAUUCCUUAACAGACAUCGCUAUUAAGAGAUUUUUCAUGUUGGAUUAUAAACUAAUAAGUGAAGAUGAUAACAUAAUUAGAACUUGCCCGAACUUUAAACCCGAUUUCUUGAACAACACGAAAUAUUACUUGAAGUGUAUAGGCUUGGCAAUGUAUUAUUUGACCAAGAAGCAUUACGAAAACAGGAACCAAGAAAACAUACUCCAAUACGAUGUAAUUUUAGUUAGAAUUUAUAAUAUCGAACCGAUAAUGCAACUGAGAGAUCUAAGAGUCGAAUACAUGGAUAAAUUAGUUACAAUAAGAGGCACAGUAAUAAAAGCUAGUCGUGAAAAACUCGUGAGCCAGUAUUUGACAUUUUCUUGCUCAAAUUGCUCCGGUACGCAAAUUACAAAGCAGUUAGACUGUAAGUACACAAUCCCUACAGGGUGCCUGACAAAGGACUGCAGGGCCAGGUCGAAUUUUAAAGCAGUACUAGAUUCCCCGUUCAAUAGAGUUAUAAGUCUACAAUCUAUAAAAAUACAAGAAGUGCUUUGGAUCGAACAGCAAGAUGGUGCUAAAAAUGCCCAAGUUUUGGAGUGCGUGUUAGCUGAAGAUUUAGUAAAAACUUGUCUGCCCGGCGACGAUGUUACCGUUACGGGAAUAAUUAAGGCUAAGCAAAUAAACAACUACAACAAAAUGAAGCAUUCGAUUUUCGAUUUUUACUUCGAAGUCAUAUCCGUUCACAACAACAAAAAGCAAAACGUGGGGGAAUCUUUUUCGAAAGAUGGUUUUACUUUCAAUGAAAGCGAUUACUUUGAAAUUAGAAAAAUUUUCGAAAACCCCAACACCUUCGGUCUACUCGUUAACUCUCUAUGUCCAAAUAUUUAUGGACACAAGAUCGUGAAAGCGGGCCUAACAUUAUCUCUUUUCGGCGGUGCCAAGUCUAAUGUAUUUAGAGGAGAGUCUCAUACCUUAAUCGUAGGCGAUCCCGGUUUGGGCAAAAGUCAAAUGUUACAAGCUUGUGCUAGUGUAGCACCAAAAGGUAUUUACGUAUGCGGUAUUACAAGCACAACCACGGGUUUAACAGUAACUGUGACUAAAGACAAAGAAAGGGGCGAAUUUUCCCUAGAAGCUGGUGCUUUGGUCCUGGCCGAUCAAGGUUGCUGUUGCAUUGACGAAUUCGAUAAAAUGCCCAAUCAACACGCUUGCUUGCUGGAAGCGAUGGAACAGCAAAGUAUUAGCGUAGCAAAGGCGGGAAUCGUUUGUACGUUGCCCACUAGAGUGACAAUCUUGGCGGCAGCUAAUCCAGUCGGUGGACAUUACAAUAAAGGGAAAACCGUCGUCGAGAAUUUGAAAAUGAAGUCCCCGAUGAUGUCGAGAUUCGAUUUAAUUUUUAUAUUAUUAGAUCAAGGCAAUGAAGAAGAAGAUUUGUUGGUAUCGAAACAUGUGCUAGGCAGUCAUUCGAUUAACAAAUCUGAAAAGCAUUUGUCCUCUACUACAAACAUUCCUCUGACUAACGAAGAUUUAUUAAACGAUACUUUAAGGGGCCGCUUAAGAAUAGAUACAAAUCAGAACGAUUUGAUUCCACACUCCUUGUUUCGAAAAUACAUCGCUUAUGCUUUGAAAUACGUCAAACCGACGCUAUCCGAAGAAGCUAAAGAGUUAUUAAAAGAGUUCUAUCACAAUCUACGCAAACAAUUCAGGGUUGGAGAUUCUACGCCUAUUACAAAUCGCCAAGCAAAUUCUCUAGUUAGAUUAACGCAGGCGAGAGCCAAAGUUGAAUUAAGAGAAGUGGCAACAAAGCAAGAUGCGUUAGAUGUAAUAGAAAUCAUGAAAACUAGUUUGAAAGAUGUUUUUACCGAUAAUUAUGGAGCUUUAGAUAAAACUAGAUCGCAAAAUGGAACCGGAACUAGUACAAAAGGCCAAAUAACGAGAUUAUUGAGGGUAUUGCAAAGAGUAGCCGAAACUGAAACGAAAUCUAUCUUUACAAUAAAGGAAUUGAAACAGUUUAGCGAACAAGUCGGAAUAGCUAAGGAACAUUUUUAUAGAGUUCUUGAUAACAUCAAUUUGCAGGGAUACCUUUUGUUCAAAGGAAAGGAGCGAUACCAAUUGAUCACAGCUUCGAUAUAA